AUGAAUCAACAAGGCAAGAGAGAAAACAUCAAGUUAGGAGUGAUUCAAUGUUAUUUCAAUCUAGAUCGUCAAGAAUUGAAAAAAGAUAUUUCCGAGAAGGUAAAAGAAGCUGCUGAACAAGGCUCUCAUUUGGUCUUGUUACAAGAAUUAUUCAUGAUUCGAUAUCCUGGCGAUUUAACCAAGGAAGAUAAUCCCGAAGUAUUUGAUUGGGCAGAGAAUUUAACUGCAGCCAUUGAUGUCAUUUCCAAUAAUAAGAAUAUUAACCUCGAUCCUUCUUCAUCUAUGAACAGCAGCGAGAUUGAAAAAUUGAGUCCUUCAUUGGCAUUCUGUAGAGAAUUAGCUUUGAAGAAUAGAGUCUUUGUGGUUGGAAGUUUGUUUGAAAGGUAUGAAAAUCCACAAGAUCACAAGACUCACUAUUACAACACGGCUGUGAUUUUAAAUCCAGAAGGAGGUGUAUUGGGUAAGACAAGAAAACAACACAUUCCAUCAGGACCAGGCUAUAACGAAGUGGAUUUCUUUGAACCAGGAGAUAGUGAUUAUCCUGUUCAUGAUACUGGUAAAAUUAAAGUUGCAGUACCGACUUGCUAUGACCAGUGGAAUCCAGAGCUUGCACGAAUUUACGCACUCAAAGGUGCUGAGCUCAUUCUCUAUCCUACAUGCAUUGGUAAUGAGCCUCUAUAUCCUGAAUUAGAUACCGUGCCAAUGUGGAGAACGAUCAUGGUUUCUCAUACUAUUGCUAAUGGAGUUUUUGUGGCAGCUGCCAACAGAGUAGGAAGACAAAGUGCAGGUCCUCGUGUUCUUAAGGCUAUUGAAGAGAAGAAGGUGGAUAAUGCAAAGUUUGAGUUUAAUUUCUAUGGAUCCAGUUUUAUAUGCGCACCUGGUGGAAAGUUGUUGUCAGAAGCUCCUCGCGACAAACCAUGUGUCCUCGUUGCCACUCUCGAUUUCGAACAAAUGGAUUUGUGGAGAGAAGCUUUUCCAUUACUCCACCAACGACAGCCCCACACUUAUAGCCGGCUGUUGCAAGAGUAA
Naegleria fowleri is the source of this 1029-nucleotide messenger RNA. RefSeq lists its product as uncharacterized. The coding region runs from base 1 to 1029 and encodes 342 amino acids. Gene Ontology annotation, molecular function: N-carbamoylputrescine amidase activity. The record is from RefSeq and is a predicted model, not a curated record. The transcript is spliced from 2 exons. NCBI's taxonomy places the organism in Eukaryota, Heterolobosea, Eutetramitea, Acrasida, Naegleriidae.